CGGCGACCUCCGCGCUGCACGCACACGUGCUCUCUCGAUACACUUGACAAGUUCACUCUCGCGAUGCCGAUGGCAGCCGUACACGCAUACCAAAAUCUCGGUGUUGACCAAAAGCUGACACACCUGCAGACGACCACACCUCGCAGGCUCGCACCGGCUCCGGUCGAUCCCAACCGCUGCAAGAAGAGAUCCUACCUUCAUCAGCAAUACCCGACUCAACCGGCUUCAGUUGCGAGAAGAAACGCCAGGGAACGGAACAGGGUGAAGCAAGUCAACAAUGGAUUUGCUGCGCUUCGCCAGCACAUACCCUCGGCUGUUUCAGCAGCUCUUGCUGGCGGUAGAGGAUCUUCACGAAAAUUAAGCAAAGUGGAUACAUUGAGACUAGCAGUGGAAUACAUCAGGAGCCUGAAGCGGUUACUCGAAGAAAGUGAUGAAGGGUGUUCGGAUGCCCAGAUGACCUUGGGAAUUUCCACGGGUGGUCCUCAAACUCCUCCGAUGUCGGAAGAAUCACAUUCACCAGCUCCCUCCUUGGUAUCAGAAAGUUCAGUAGGGCCCAGUUCUCAUGACGCUUACGAUUCAUACGAACCGAUGAGUCCUGAAGAUGAAGAGCUUCUAGACGUCAUUUCAUGGUGGCAGCAACAAUGAAGAAAAGGAGCCGUGCAUUACGGUGAUCAAAGUGCGGCCAUUGAGCAACUUGUGAAAAAAAACAAGUAAUCCUUGAGAGGAACCUGAACGACGGACCGCGAUGGGCUCCGAGAGAUCCUCUAAUUAAGCGCAAUCAGUAUAUUCCUAAUGAGAGGAGAUAAUGGUGGACUAUAACGACCUCAUCGAUGCAUUCCGUCGACCGAACACCGAACGAAAAUCCUUAAACCGCAUUUCAUUCAUGGAUGAAAUAGCACAGAAAGACUGAAAUGAACAUUUGUUCCACAGAAGCAUUUAAUUACAUUUAAGUGAUUCCCAACGCUGUGCCUUAAUUUUAGCCUUGCGUAAAUACUAUCACUUCCAGUUAGGUAUUGUUCUAGUAUUAAAUAGUUUUAUAAUUGUUAACUAGUCACUAGUAGUAAGAAUAGUUUAUGGAAAGUUCUAAAUUAUAGUAAGACUUUUUUAUGUUUCAUACUGUUACCUAUGUUCUGGUAAGGUAUUUGAACAGUUCAAUGAUCGUAAAAUAUAAUUUGAAAAUCUUGAGACAAAGACUUGUAAUGUAAAUAGAUAAUAUUAGCACCCUAAGACAGAUUCCUAAUACUAUAAGAUUUUAUUGAGACAAUAACUGUUGUUAUUGUUAAUUAUAAACUUCCAGUAUCAACUUGUGAGUUGAGCCUGUAAAUAAAUCCAAUUAUGAACGCA
Messenger RNA from Chilo suppressalis (striped riceborer), 1344 nucleotides. Lineage: Eukaryota; Metazoa; Arthropoda; Insecta; Lepidoptera; Crambidae. The record is from the annotation of a GenBank genome assembly.